Molecule: messenger RNA, 609 nt
Organism: Phanerochaete carnosa HHB-10118-sp
Lineage: Eukaryota; Fungi; Basidiomycota; Agaricomycetes; Polyporales; Phanerochaetaceae
Exons: 2
Coding region: 1-609 (202 amino acids)
Source: RefSeq, a predicted model, not a curated record
AUGCUCCCGCACGCAAGCAACCCCUCAAGCACUUCCCUUAGCCCAUGCGAUGUCUUCGCGACGGCGUGCGAGCUCAAGACCCAGCUCGCCACACUCGAGCGGCGUUGCGCCGAGAACGCCAAGGUCGGCAACGAGCUCCGCCAACGCCGCACGGAGCUGCAAGUGAGCCUGCGCGCGCUCGAGGUCGCUGUGGAUGACGAGCAGAAGGCGACACGCGAGCUGCGCGACGAGCUCGAGAGGCUGAGGCGCGCGGCGGGCGAGAGCGUCACGCCGUUCACAUUCACGUUCCCUACUAAACGUACCGAAGAGAACGAGGACGCUCAGGCCACACUCAACAAGCCUACGCGGCGCUUCGCACGGCACGUCAUUCCGGAACAGUGGAAGAAACAGCUCGGCCGGGCCAUUGCGUCUAAUGUCAAGGGCUAUGUGCGUCUCAGAGACGGCGGGGCGCCGACGAAAGAGAACGAGGUGAAGGCGCGCAAGAUGCGGCGCAUACUUUCGGAGAAGGUCAGGGAGAGCGGAUGGAAGGUCAAGCAACACAAGGCGCGGAAGGAGAACAAGCCAUAUGGCGCGCAUCUAGCACGGAAGAAGGCAUCCUUGCUUGCCUAG